AUACCUCAAAGACUAUUCAGCAGCUGUAAUAUAACAGAGUCGUAGCAAUAACCGACUCUUCGAUCUUGACACAAGUUUACUUAAUCAGUGGCUUCAUUUAUCGAGUUUAUACUUGCGCACUAUCGUAAAAGACACGACUUUCCGCAUGUUCGACAAAGUGGAUGCUGAAAGAAACGUGGAAUCAUGUCGCGCAAUUAGCAGUGAAUCACACGUCGCGCAUCUAAACGAUCGUAGGAGCAGUUGCGUCAAAUAACCAGCUGAGGUCGCACGGAAUUCAUUGUUUUUCUUGCAAAUCGGACAAUGGACGCUUGCUACAGCACAACUUUUUGAAAACAGCGCAAGGAUAAUUCCGACCACAAAAUGAUUGACCAACCAGCAGGUAAAGGACCGCCGAGUGCCAUUAUGCUGGUGUUCUCUGUCCUUACACAUGUUCUCUUAUUGGCACCAGUAAUAUACAUCCUGGUUUUGGCCUUUAACUCAUACAGCUUCUUCUCCUGGCAUCCUAUUUGCAUGAGCGUUGGAGUUGGUCUUUUAAUAACCGAGGCCAUAUUCAGCGUUUCUGGCGAAGCAUACCUAGGCUGGAAGGUAUCAAGAUUCAAUAGAGUGACGAUUCACUGGAUUCUGCACAUGGUGGGCCUAGCUCUGGUACUAGUAGGCUUGAUCAUCAUCGUGGUUAACAAGAUCAACAACAAUAAAGAGCAUUUCGCCACACCACACGCGAUCCUUGGCCUGGUCAGCAUUAUCUUAGCAUUCCUGACAGCUGCGUUCGGCAUCGUCACCAAAAACUCCAGAUGGCUUUACCCGCGUUUUAGGCCCGUUCUCUUAAAAAUUGUGCAUGCCUUCGGUGGUAUCCUGGUCACGAUACUUUUACUGGCGACCCUGAUCACGGGGACAUAUACGAGAUGGUGGCCUGGUGGCGACACUGGAAGAAGCCUGACAUUCACAGCCUUUUUCAUUGCCGGUUUCUUUAUAUUACUGAAGCCGGUCUUGGGCGCUGUUUCGAGGAGCAAAGUGGUUUUCGGUCCACCACCUGCUACCACGUAAUUUGAAGUAAACUGGAAUUAAGUAUGCUCUGACUGUGUUUCAGAGGAAGCGUGUUCUGUUAUUUGAUGUUGUUCAUAUUGGUGGAUUGGAUACCGAAUUUUUUCAUUGUAACGAUAUUGAUAGAUUGAUAGAUUGAAUGUCAC
Molecule: messenger RNA, 1187 nt
Organism: Eufriesea mexicana
Lineage: Eukaryota; Metazoa; Arthropoda; Insecta; Hymenoptera; Apidae
Product: cytochrome b561 domain-containing protein 2
Exons: 3
Coding region: 361-1044 (227 amino acids)
Molecular function (GO): transmembrane monodehydroascorbate reductase activity
Source: RefSeq, a predicted model, not a curated record